UCCCGCGGCCUCCUGAAAUUCCAGGAUGUCCUGGAAUUCUCCUGGAAUUUGAAAAAAACCCAAAAGUCCUGGAAUUCUCCUGGAAAUUCAAAAUUUCAGAAAAUUUCUCCUGAAAUUUUGAAAAAUCUCCUGGAAUUUUCACGCGUAACAAAUUUUUCGUGAAUUUGCGUGCAUUUUCGGUAUUUUGUUUACGCCGCCGCUUAGAGUUUCCUUUUCCGUUUUUUUUUAAUUCUGCGCACAUCGGAUGUUGGUUUAAAACUAGAUUUAGCCUUGGUCUAUAUAAGGGUCCGUCUGGCGGGAUUUUCGAUUAUUCAAGUGUCAGCUCUUGAGUUUGAUUCUUCGGAUGUUCAUUCAUAGAUCUAUUUCAUUUUUACUGCGUCACUGUGAGAAAUUUCUCGAUUUCAGUUGUGAACUAUUGUGUUUUCAUUUCAAUUUAACAUUUCAUUAUGCCGAAAUAUACCACUUCGUUCAAACCUGCAUGGUUAGAGAACGAUUUGUAUAAAUCAUGGCUACAACAAACCUCAGCAACCAAGGCAUAUUGUCGGUUAUGUGCCAAAUCGAUAGACGUUUGUAAUAUGGGAGAGGCAGCAAUCAAAUCGCAUAUGAAAUCAAGCAAGCAUGUACAGCUUGAUAAUAAGUCUUCUGGUUGCAUGACUGUUGCCUCUCUGUUCAAGAAAGCUGUUGUUGUGCCUACUGUAACCCCUUCACCAUCGGCAGCCGCAGCAUCCCAGCUUGAAGUUACAGCUGUAGCUGAAAAGUCAUCAUUACCCUGUCCUGGUCCAUCAACUUCGAAGUUGCCACAGGCUCAAACCACAAUGAAAACUCAUGUCACCAGUGAGCAAACAUUGUCUGCUGAGAUUUUAUGGGCCUUAAAAGCAGUAUGUUCGCAUUAUUCAUUUAACAGCUGUGCAGACAUUUCUAGCCAUUUUUAUCGAAUGUUUCCGGAUAGUGAAAUUGCUAAGAAGCUUUCCUGUGGGCCGGAUAAAAUGGCAUACAUGGUGUCUUUUGGACUUGGGCCAUAUUUUCAUGAGUUGCUGAAGGCCAAACUUAAAAGUUUAGAUGAUGGUUUCAUCCUUUUGUUUGACGAGGCCCUCAAUCGGGAGCUCAGCAAGAAACAGAUGGACAUACACGUUAGACAUUGGGAUGAUGACAAGGUCAUUACAAGGUAUCAUGGGUCUGCCUUCCUGGGACAUGCAACAGCUCAAGAUAUGUUUCAAAAAAUAACAAGUCUUUUUGACUUUGACCAGAGCAAAGUUGUUCAAAUCUCCAUGGAUGGACCCAAUGUCAACUGGGCUUUACUGAAACUGCUCUCGGCUGAGUUAAAACAUGUUUCUGCAAGAGGUUUUAUCGACAUUGGUAGUUGUGGUCUGCACACCUUACACAAUGCCUUUCGUUCUGGGCUUGUGGCAUCUAAAUGGGAGUUAAGUCACUUCUUCUCCUCUCUCUCAUGGUUGUUUAAAGAUACUCCGGCACGCCGUGAAGACUACACGAGACUCACUGGUAGCAGCGAUUUCCCCCUGGAUCAUUGCCCACAUCGCUGGGUGGAUAAUGUUAUGGUAGCAGAGAGGGCAUUAAAAGUUUGGCCACACGUCAAGCAAUUUAUAAAAUCCCUUUUGGCAGAAAAAAAAGCACCAAACACCAAGUCUUUUGAAUUUUUGCAGAAUUGUUUGAAUGACCAUUUUUUAACUGCAAGGAUUGAGUGUUUUAUUUCAAUUGCCAAGACUUUGCAGCCAUUCCUUAAAAAAUUUCAAAGCGAUGCCCCCAUGCUGCCAUUCAUGGCACAUGAGCUUUUUAACCUUUUGCGAUCCCUGCUUCAGAGGUUUGUUGCACCAGAAGUUUUCAAGAAAGAAUGCUCAUCAGUUGCAACACUGCUGUGUUUAGACAUGUCAACAACAAAAAAUCUUUUACCACCGUCUGAUGUUGACAUUGGCUUCAAAUCCAAAGCUGCAGUCAAAGAAAUUAAAACUAAAGUGAGUCAAAGGGAUAUUUUCCAAUUCCAAAUGGAAAGCAGGGAUUUUUUAAAAGCAGUUGUGACAAAGAUUAUAGACAAAACACCCAUUAAGAACAAGAUUGUUCAGAAUUUGGAUUGGCUGCAACCCAAAUGUAUUGUUAAUGAUUGUCAAACUUGUGUCAAGCAUGUAGGGGGAUUGUCAAAUGUCAGCAUCAGUAGUGGGCUGCUCAUUGCAGCUGCAGGUGCCAGGACGAAAUAUCGUUUGUUUUUGGAAGAAAAGGCAGAGCUGGAGAAACAGAAGUCUAAUAAACAAAAGAGGGAUGACAGCCAACAGGAGCUGGAUGGGUUGAAGACGAAAAAAGCCAGGUUGGAGAAAGACAUUAGCAGCCUGACUGAAUCUGCUGAUAAAUUGGCUGAAAAGGCUGAAAAUACAAACAGCCACAAGUUUCUUAUUGAGUCUAACGCCAUGCGUCGGGCUGCCAAAAGCAAGAAUGAGCAACUGGCAGCUAUUACUUUAGAAAUACAAUCUAAAGUGAUAGAAAUUGGCAGCUUGUAA
Molecule: messenger RNA, 2507 nt
Organism: Physella acuta
Lineage: Eukaryota; Metazoa; Mollusca; Gastropoda; Physidae
Source: RefSeq, a predicted model, not a curated record